This is a messenger RNA of Notolabrus celidotus (New Zealand spotty), 2549 nucleotides long. Its product is annotated as protein FAM161A-like. Bases 707 to 2017 code for a protein of 436 amino acids. The record is from RefSeq and is a predicted model, not a curated record. Lineage: Eukaryota; Metazoa; Chordata; Actinopteri; Labriformes; Labridae. The transcript has 6 exons. Gene Ontology annotation, cellular component: cilium. Gene Ontology annotation, biological process: cilium organization.
GUUAGAUGGUGGCCAGAUAUAUGUAACGUUAAAGUUAGCUCGCCACCCCUGAAAUCCAGCCUGGGAAAUCUCCUCCGGUGCUCGGUUUACUCACUUGUUUUUCACAGUCCUCGUCAGCCCAAGAGUCAACUCGUGAACCGCGGAAAACGUAAUAACUCCAUGUGUCUUUGUCGGCGCUCAAAUGUCGUCUUUUCACCGUGACUCGUUCCUGUUUGUGCUCCACACAGCCUGUUUAAAAGGACCGACUACUCCUUUCAACAGCUCCACUGGUAAUGACGCUGCGCCGCUGGCCUGGGCGGAGCAAGGCUGUCUCCCUCUCUCUCAAACACCACCCACACAUGACUAACACCGCCCGAUACACCCACCAAGCGUUCGUGGGUUCUCACGGCUGAAACCCCUUGACUUAAUAAUUCAAGAGACCACUCAUAAUGGAGAUGGUUAAUCUACAAUCAAAGUGCAUGCGGUAAAAGCUCAUCCUUGACUCUUAACUACCUGAGGAGCAACCCAACAGUCGUCAUGGAGACGUCAUCUUCUACAGAGACUUCCGUGAUAGAGAGUAUACCAGACAUUGCUGUACGGGACCAAACAAGAGGCACACAGAUGGCAGUUUGGAAGUUUGAGGUCAGUGUGCACACUGCGAGACACGGCUCUACAUUAGGCUUCAAGAGUCUUUUGUUGGAGAAAAAUAAGAAGGAAGAUUGCAGCGAUGUAUCGAUCACCCUCUCUGGAAAACAAGGAAUUGAUGGCUCUGUAUGGUGGGGAAAGAGAGCACUUCUUUGUUAGGGAUGAGGACUGUGGCAGUGAGCACUAUGAUCUGAAUUCAGAGUGUAACGAGGAGACUAAAGGGUGCAGGAAGGUUCGCAGGUCUCUGUCCCUGGAAAUCUAUGGCCUUCAGAGGGAACCGCACGUAAACUUCUCCAACCAAGAGUACUACAGAAGACUGGAGGAGCUGAAAAGCGCACACCUGAGGAACAUGGCUGAGCUGGAGAAGAUGUACAUCAGCCAGGGCAGGAGGGAUGAUAAUGAGGGCGUUGGAAGAGAAGAAAACAGAGAGGCCAGACUGUCAAUCAGUAGCGGCCCUUUGAGAAAACUCCAGAGGAUCAAUUCCCAGGAGGAGCUGGACUUCCACGAGACAUCAAGUGGCUCGGACCAAUCAGAACUCUGCGGAGCGGACAGCACAGGGGAACUAGAGCUGGACAAUCCAAGAAGGACUUACAGCCUGGACCAAACCUUUGGGAGGGAUAUCCUGCUGAGCCCUGAAGAAAUGAAUACCCAGAAGCAGUUUCGAUUCCAGCCCAAGUCCUCCUUUCCUAAUUCUCAAGGAAAAGUGUCCCGUCAAAGUGGGGUCAGGGUCAGGCCAAACUCUAAGGUUACUGUGCCCAAACCCUUUCAGAUGAUGCUGCGAGAGGAGGAGAGGAAGAGGCACCGGGUGCGAACACGUUCAGAGAUAGAGCUGGAGAAUUCGCUGCUGAGACAAGAGUUGGAAGAGCUCCGAGAAUGCCAGAAACAAUUCAGGGCAUCACCUGCACCAGCACACAUAUAUCUGCCUCUCUAUGAAAUUACCAGUCGCAGCUCCAGUCAGCGAACCAACUGGUCCAGAAGUGACAACAGUAACAGCAAAAACAAGAUCUCUAAUGCUGCUUCACAACAGCCUUUCCAUUUCCUAGAGAGAGAGAGGAGGAAGAGGGAGGCGAAGAUUGUGGCAGAGCUGGGAAAGCACAAACCUAAAGGGGAGCGACAGGCGUUCAAGGCUCGGCCUAUGCCCAGUUCGGUGUAUGGUACCAGACACAGAGCAGGCACCAGGACAACAAGCCACCAGCCCAAGUCUCCAACCUGGACACAGGAGAGGGAGGUCACUGAAAGUGAUCUAAACUCAGACAUGGAGCCAGACGUGCUGUGGUCAGAGUCCAAUACUACUCCUGACUCCUACAGAGCUCAGAUAUGUCCACACCCCAGGCCAGUGAAGAGGCAAAUUGAGCUCUCCAUUGAAAUGGUGAAGGAAAGGCAGUGGUCCUAAAUCAACCCUCUCUAAGCCAGUGCUGGAAACACUUACACCAUGUUUAAAAGACAGUGUUCAGAAAAAAACAGAGAAAGACAUUAAAAUAACAAAACAAAUAGCUACAUGUAAACUUAUUUUGUUGUACGGUAGACUAUUGAAUAGUCAUUUAUUGUACAGUUAUUGGUAAGUAGACCUAUGCUUUAAAACAGAUGGAAUAAGUGUUGUAUUGUGCAGCAGGUUCAGUGUUCUUAAAAGUAAUUUAUGGAUAUUUUAAGCUCUUUUCUUCAAAGUUCUCUGCAACUUGACUUUUAUUCAUCUGUUCAAACACACAGAUGGCAUCAAGUUACGAUGCUUAACAAUCAGAAGCUGGGGAUCGAACCACCAACAUCACAAUUAUUAAAAGAUCUGCAGUCACUUCUGAGCUGCAGUCUCAGUGAUAAUUUCUUAAUAUUUCAAAUGUAACCAUAAUUGAUUCACUGUUCCUCAUUAAUACAUAUUCUGUUUCUGGAUUAUUUUGUAAUUUUUCUUCUCCAUUAAACUUUUUCAAAUG